This is a messenger RNA of Leptopilina heterotoma, 2638 nucleotides long. RefSeq names its product ATP-binding cassette sub-family G member 4. Gene Ontology annotation, cellular component: plasma membrane. Gene Ontology annotation, molecular function: ATP binding; ABC-type transporter activity; ATP hydrolysis activity. Lineage: Eukaryota; Metazoa; Arthropoda; Insecta; Hymenoptera; Figitidae. The transcript is spliced from 13 exons. The record is from RefSeq and is a predicted model, not a curated record. The coding region runs from base 273 to 2222 and encodes 649 amino acids.
ACAGUAGACAGAAUCACUCUCCAUUUGAUUCAUUUACUCAAUUUUUAUUAACCACUUUGUGACAUUUUUCAAUCUUAUGUUUCUUUGUGAUAACAUUUUAUUUUUAUCCUAGGCGAAAAAUUUUUCUAUUUUGAGUGAUCCAAAUUGGAAUCUGGACCGAUGUUCUCCAAGAAGAAAUAAAGUGAUUGGUUAUCUUUCUCAAAGCGACAGUCGAUUUCAUCUAAUCGGCAAAAAUUCAUAUUUUUCUCUAGUGUGAAAAAAGUGAAAGAAUAAUGGAGGUUUUAAUGCAUGAGGCAUCGAAGGGCCCGGACGAAAAUGAAAAUUCGACAUGCACUACUUAUUUGGAGCAAAGUUUGAGAAAUGAAGAAAUGGAAAUAAAAGACAAAAAUCCUCAGAUCGCGUUGAUUAAAAAAGAGGACUACAUGGACAUUAUAUUCGAGAAUAUAACGUACAAUGUUUCCUUGGGAUUUCGAAAAGGAGCGAAAGAAAUUUUACAUGGCAUCAAUGGGAGACUUCCGGGAAAGCAACUAAUUGCUAUAAUGGGACCUUCUGGAGCCGGUAAAUCCACAUUACUCGAUAUUCUUUCCGGAUAUCGAAUAACCGGUGUGCAAGGCACUGUUUACGUUAAUGGUCGAAUUCGAGAUUUGAAUUCUUUCAGAAGGUGUAGUGCGUAUAUUACACAGGACGACAGAUUGCAGCCUUUACUGACUGUCACUGAGAAUAUGAGAGUGGCCGCAGAUCUCAAAUUAGGAACAGAUACUCCAACGGAACAGAAAAAGAAAAUUAUAGAUGAAAUCUUAACCACCCUAAGCUUAAAUGGAAAUUUAAAAACUAAAGCAGAAAGAUUAAGUGGAGGUCAAAAGAAGCGAUUGUCCAUUGCGCUGGAACUGGUCAACAACCCCACUGUAAUGUUUCUGGAUGAACCAACAACAGGUCUUGACAGUUCUUCUUGUAUGCAAGUUGUGAAUUUGUUGAAACUUCUUGCUUCUCAAGGAAAAACAAUUGUGUGCACUAUUCAUCAACCGAGUGCCUCUCUUUUUCAAUUAUUUGAUCAGGUUUAUGUACUAUCUGAUGGAGAAUGUUUAUAUCAAGGAGCAGUUCAUCAAUUAGUUCCGUAUUUAGACAGCGUUAAACUUCCUUGUCCAAUGUAUCACAAUCCAGCUGAUUAUGUAAUUGAACUGGCUUGUAAUGAAUACGGAGAAGACAAAGUAGAAUCUAUGAUUUGUGCAACACAAAAUGGAAAAAGUUUACAGUGGUUCGACAAGUCGCUCAAUUUAUUAGAUUUAAGGGCACUGAGAGCCGCAUUUCCGGAGAAAGAGGAUCGUAAGAACGAAAAGAGUAUUAUAGCUUCGAGUCCGAAGAAAAAGUCGGAAGAAAGCUUACAAGCAACAUCUCAGUUACAUCAAUUGAAGGUUCUUCUUGGUAGAGGAAUGAUUAAAGUUAAAAGAGAUCCGACCUUGACGCAUUUGAGAAUAAUUGUAAAUAUUUGUACGGGACUUAUGCUUGGAUCUCUCUUCAUUAAAGCAGGAAAUGAUGGGAAACGUGUAAUUGACAAUUAUAAUCUUCUUUUUGGUAUUCUUAUGCAUCACAUGAUGACCACAAUGAUGUUGACUAUUUUAACAUUUCCUACGGAAAUGAGUAUUUUGCAAAAGGAACACUUUAAUCGGUGGUACAGUCUGAAGGCUUUCUACGUUUCUGUGAAUAUAAUUGAUAUCCCAGUCUCAGUACUUUGUUGUACGAUAUUUUCCUUUAUUGUCUAUUUUAUGUCUGCUCAACCUCCUGACGUGACAAGAUUUUCCAUGUUUUUCACAAUUAGUUUAUUGGUAUCUUUCGUUGCCCAGAGUUUUGGUCUUAUGAUUGGAGCAGUAUUUAAUGUAGUAAAUGGAACUUUCUUGGGACCGACUAUUUCUGUACCAAUGAUGAUGUUUGCUGGUUUUGGUGUUACUCUACGUGAUAUGCCCGGUUUUUUGAAAUGGGGCACUUAUGUCAGUUAUCUGCGAUAUGGACUGGAAGGGUACAUAAAUGCAAUUUAUGGACUGAACCGAAAGACACUUGCCUGUAAAGACUACUGCCAUUAUAAAUAUCCAAGAAAAUUUUUAAAUGAAAUUGCCAUGAGAGACGAUCAAUUUUGGAAUGAUGUAAUUGCUCUCAUUGUGAUACUCUUCAUUACUCGUUUUCUAGCAUACGUUCUCCUGCGAUGGAAACUUAUGGCAGCGAGAUAAAAAAAAAAAAAAAGAAAGAGCAUUUUAUUCCAUUGGAAACAAAAUACUCGAAUAAUUGAAUUCGUUCAGUUGAAACUUAUGUAUUCGACAGUUUUCUACAAUUAUUUAAUUUAGAUCUCGUUUUUCUGUAUUUCAUAUUGAAAAUUUUGAGAUCAACUUAAAAGACUUAUUUCAGAAUUAAUAAUUAAUAAUAGAAAAAAGUAAAAAAAAAAUUUGCUAAGUCUUUUAAAAUCAAGUUAUGUUAUAAUUUUAGAGUCAGUAUAUUUUAAUGGUUAUUUAUUUUGCGUAAUUAUAUUUUAGACUUUAAAAAAAGGUUGGUAAAGAGAUAUUUAAGUGAUAAAGCAACUUUUUGUACGUUUAUGUAUAUAUAUCAAUGAUAAAAUAUUUCCUAUUUAAGUAAAUCUUAAGAAAUCGUU